GAGGGAGAGAAGGGUGGAGGGUAGACAGAGAGAGUGAUACUGCCUCUCAUUGUGUUCCCUCUGAGUGGAAAGAGAACAAGUUGAGAGGAAAGAAAGAAGUCAGGAACACACUGGAUGUAAAGACGUGAGGCAGAGAGGUAUUUGGUCCACGGUUUUGGUUUUUGGUCUUUACGUGGAGAUGAAGCUUCUUCUCAGAGCUCUGAGUGCUCUGCUCUGCUGCUCGCUGUCCUCCUCACACACGCUGGAUCCUGCUGGGAAGAACGUCUGCCGCGACAUCAGGAACCCCUCCGUCCUGGUCUGUUGCACUGGAUGGCGUCAAGAGGGAAAGGAGUGCACUAUACCUGUGUGUGAGGGUGAGCAGUCCUGCCUUAAGAAUGAGAUCUGUGUGUAUCCCGGAGUGUGUCGCUGCCCACCUGGCUACUAUGGAGCACACUGUAAAACAAGCUGUCCUCCUGAGUUCUGGGCUGCAGACUGUCGCCAAGUGUGUCCGUGCCACCCACACGGCCUCUGUGACCACCUCACCGGUAAGUGCACCUGCAACCCCAACCGCUGGGGUCCGCUGUGCCAGUACACCUGCGAGUGCAACCAGCACGGCCACUGCCACCCCGUCCACGGAAACUGCGUCUGUGACAAGGGCUGGUGGACACCGACCUGCUCCAAGCCGUGCCAGUGCGUCAGCAGGGGAUCUGUGGGCCCCGGCUGCGACCAGUUAACGGGCCGGUGCCAGUGCCAUAGGGGCCACUGGGGGCUGAAAUGUCCUGUCAGUUGCAACUGCUACCUGUCGCCGUGUAAUCAGCGCACCGGUGUGUGCGAUUGUGAGGCAGGCUGGUGGGGACCCAGCUGUGACCGGCGAUGUAACUGUGACCUUGCACACAGCAGCUGUGACCCGACCAACGGGCAGUGCCUGUGCCACGCAGGGUACCAGGGACCCUUCUGCAACCAGCCCUGUGAAGCUGGAAAGUAUGGCAGUGGUUGUAAAAUGAGCUGUGGUUUCUGUAAAAAUAACCAGGUCUGCUCUGCUACUGAUGGUGCCUGUGAUGCCUGCGAGCCCGGCUGGAACGGUACACAGUGCGACCGCCCGUGCCCCUCUGGUUAUUAUGGUGACAGCUGCCAGAGGAAGUGUCCGCGUUGCAGGAGCAAUGAACCAUGUGACCCAAAAACUGGGAAAUGUUGGAGGUGUGACCCUGGAUGGACUGGAUCCAGGUGUGAGGAGGCCUGCUCUAACAGGACGUUUGGAGACGCCUGCAGCUUCCUGUGUAGCCCUUGUUUCCAUGGUAACUGCCAUCACGUGACAGGAAGAUGUGUCUGUCAGCCAGGCUUUCAGGGCGAGAGCUGUAACAGCAGCUGCCCUGCCCUGCAGUACGGCUUCAACUGUUCCUCUGCAUGUGACUGUGGUGAGGGGGUCCAGUGCAACAAAGUCACUGGCGUCUGCCCCUACAGUGUCAGAGGUUCUGUCCUGGCAGGUGUGCUGGUUCCUUUGUUCCUGUUGCUCCUUGCUGUGCUCUGCUGCUGUUUGUGUUGUGGAGGAGGCCCUGAUGAUGGCAAAGACAGGGCAACUGUGGCUGAUGGAGGCUUGUUGGUUCGGAUGAAAUAUCACGUCUACAGCGUCCUGGCUAACAUCGGUGCUGCACUUCCCUGUAUCUCUGACUGGUCCUCUGGCCUGCCUCGUGUUACAGUAUCCCACCAUGACCCAGAGCUUACGUUCAACCACAGCUUCAUUGAGCCUCCGUCUUCUGGCUGGGUGACAGAGGGAUCGUCCUUUGACAGUGACGAGGAGGAGGGGGAGGCGCUCUACUGUGUCCCACCAAGAGAAGACAUCCCAGCGGUGGCGGGGGGCGAGUUCCAGGAGAUGAGCUCAAAGUGUAACAUGUUCUUAGACCCAUCUGGCUUCAGCAGUGAGGACAUCACCUCGCCCUUCAACAUCCCUCGCACCUCCAGCAUCGCCAAGUCCAAGCGGCCGUCUGUUUCUUUUGCCGAGGGAACCCGCUUCAGCCCCAAGGAGAGGCGUGGCUCGGGUCAGGACCCCGCCGCUCUCCCAGGGCACCAACGCAACAAACCCAAGUCACCCUGGGGGGUUUUGAUGCAUUCUGCCCUUCAAGGUCAGGGAGGUGCAGCUAGAACUGGGGAGGAAGAUGGAGCUGAGGGUGAGGAGAGGGAAGAUGAAGUAGAUGUGCAGGUGACAGACAAUCAAGAAUCAAGCUGUGAGAUAGGGGAUCAGGAAGUAGACAGAACCCCAUCCCGGGCCACCCUGCAGGUCCCUGGGGCAUCAGGACGAAGACGGACUAUGUCUAACACAGCAGCUCACAAGGGGACUCAGCUGCCAACAUCUGCCUCAGAUGCUCAGGCAGGGGUCUCAGAAAAGGUCACAACAGUGUACGUGACGGUGGGUAAGGCAGGUAGGCCUGUGUCGAAGACGGAGUCGAGCUCCGAAGGCCCCGUUCAGGCCAUGCUACGUCGGCUCGGCAGCCUCCAGAGACAAAGGGAGCAGGAGUCCAGCAGGCCCAAACCUAAAGCAGCUGAGGGGAUCACCAAACCACCCAGGAAGAAACUCGGAGCUCGGGCGAGUGUGUGGGAGCAGGGAGGUCCGUCUGGAGGGGAGGUGGGCGUAUGUAAGCCAAUCAGGAGAAAGCAUGCUUCGCUCAACGCCCCUGACACAGGUGGUGUCAGUGACACUCCAUCAUCAGAGAGCGGCACUCCAAAACGGCCACUAUCGUCCAUUUUGAAGAGCGUGCCAGAGGUGGCUUCGGCUGACUGUGGGUCACAUCUGGGGGCUGAUGGAGACACAAGGCAGGGUGGCGACCCCAGCGCAGGAAGGAUUGAGAGCAGCUACCUGACUGUGGGACCCGUAGGAGAUGCUGCGAGUGUCAUCGAGGUCAUCGCCAAUGAGGGUGCAGAGCCCUGUUACGAAAACGUCAUGAUUCAACACUCGUAACCUCUGAGACACUAAUAUGUCAGCAGGUCUGAUCCAAACACAAAUGCGUAUGUAUUAUUCUGCAGUUAUAAGGUUACAGGCAGAAACCUCGUCACUGCUCUAAAUCUGAGUAAAUAACAGGUCUGUGUUUUGAAUUCUGUUAUUUGCUACAAAGUUAUGUACACACGAAUACAGCGUUUGUGAUAAAGACAAUAUUAACGUAAAUUCUAUGGACUAUAGAUGGGAUUUAUAUUUUAGGCUGAAAGAUAAAUGAAACAAAAAAUUACACAACAUCAGGUGUGAUAUUCAAGUUUUAUAUGAACACGAGUACUGAGACAGUUGAGCAGUAAUUGUUUUUAUUUGCUCCAGUGAUGCACAAUGUACUAACUGUAUACAUACAAGUACUGUAAUAUCUGAGCUCAGAGAGGAUAAAUGACUACAUUCACGCUGCAAGCUCAGUGCUCAGUUUGCAUUUACUGCUCACAUCUGAUUUUUUUUGUUUGACUGUUCACAUUGUUUUUAAAUGUGGCCAAAUACCAGAUUCCAGUGUGUCAUAUGACGGCAUGCAGCAUGCUGUUAUACAGAAGUAAACAUGGAGGCCACUGAAGUCAGCUUUUGUGGCUUCAUUUAAAAAGCUGAUGUGCAGCGCAAGUAAAUUUGUGAGCGAAUGAUAAUGAGGAUAAGGAGAAAGAGCCAAAGCUUUCAUUCUGGCUUUUUUGCGGAGCACUGGCUGCUACCUCUGUAUGGAGGUGUGUGUGGAUGCAGAGUCAGCGACAGGAGUGGUGGGAUCGACACUUCUGUGUUUCUGUGACUGGUUUCAUGGAAACACAUUACAUGCUCCUUUUAAUGACAUUUAGUGCCGCUCCACAAGACUCUCAUGACAAGACACUCAGUUUAGGCGAGCGAGUGUAAAAGUCACAUGAAUUCCACUGUGACUGUUCAGACUGAGGUCGUGCUGCAAAAAAUCUGAUUUUGGACCGCAUAUGAAAGUGGCCCACAUGACUGAAAAGAUCAGAUUCCAUGUGAUUCGUGCUGUUCACACCGUCUUAAAAAACCUCAAACAGAUUCGAGUCACGUAAAAACAGAUUUGGACUGGUUUGGGCCUCUUGUGUCUGCAGUGUGAAUGUAGAAAAAGACUGAAAUGAAAUGAUUUUGAACAUCCAGGUUGUUCCAGGAAGGCAAGAGAAAACAAUGGCAUGAAAAUAUCAUAGUUGUUGUUCAUAGUAAAGCAACAAUAACUCUUUAUUCAAACAAAAUCAGGCAGAAUUUAAACCUGAGGAUAAGAUUUGAGUCUGCUGCUGGGCUGGACUGAUACUUUUACUUGCCUUGGAUGAAAAUACAAACAAGAACAGACGGUAACAAGUUGUGAAUAUGCACUCAAGUGUGACUCACUGUGGAACAGCACACAGUGCAGCCUGUAGAAAUCUGUGAAAAAACACUAAAAUUCAGUGCCCUCGAGCAUGAACCCGGCUGUCUGCUGUGACAGUCACACAAUGCUGCUGAUGCUGCUACAUUAUUGCAAAUUUAGGGUUUUUUCUUCUCAUUCGCUGUCCAGUGCACAUGUGUAUGACCAUAAGUCAUGAGUUAAAGCAUGAAACCUCCAUCAUGUCAUGAGUGUUUUACAUUUUCAUAUUUAGUGUAUACAUGUUGACAAUUAUUCAUGAAAAUAAACAUUUUGUAAUGUGUAGAUAGCAUCACUGAAUGACUGUCUGUGUGGAUCCCUGAAUGUUUGCAACACAGUGGUGGAAGAGGUACCCAUAUCUUUAACCAAUACCACUCUGCAAAAAUACUCAAUUACAAGUAAAGGUCCUGCAUUCAAAAUGAGUACAAAAGUACUAUCAGCAAAAUGUAUCAAAAGUAUAGCAUUAUGAGUUGAUAUAGAUUGUAUAUAUUGUAUGUAAAAUCAUGAAGUAAGCUGUAUUUAUAGUAUUCUGAUAAAAGCAAUGGAGUAAAAAGUUCCCUCCACAUUGUAGUUGGAGUAGAAGAAUCAAGCAGCAAUAAAAAUGGAGCCUCUUCUCAGUGUAGUUGUGUUUGAUAAGUCAGGUCAGUUUAUGUUGA
Chelmon rostratus (copperband butterflyfish) is the source of this 4969-nucleotide messenger RNA. It is a transcript of the gene scarf1, whose product is annotated as scavenger receptor class F, member 1. The record is from RefSeq and is a predicted model, not a curated record. Gene Ontology annotation, molecular function: scavenger receptor activity. Bases 179 to 2932 code for a protein of 917 amino acids. NCBI's taxonomy places the organism in Eukaryota, Metazoa, Chordata, Actinopteri, Chaetodontiformes, Chaetodontidae. The transcript is spliced from 11 exons.